Messenger RNA from Rhododendron vialii, 631 nucleotides. RefSeq lists its product as uncharacterized. The record is from RefSeq and is a predicted model, not a curated record. The transcript has 3 exons. The coding region runs from base 281 to 604 and encodes 107 amino acids. NCBI's taxonomy places the organism in Eukaryota, Viridiplantae, Streptophyta, Magnoliopsida, Ericales, Ericaceae.
CUCUUCAGACUCUUCUACCGAGACACCUCUCUCUCUCUCAAGCAUCAGUCCGAAUUCGACCUCAUCGCCAUCGUCACUCGUCCGUUGUAAGGCAAACAAAAAGGUGUCGUUCCAAAACCAAACCCUCCGACCACCAUUGAGGUUUCCGUUCCAUUUCUCGCCGAUCGCCGUCGUCACUCGUCGCUUGUCGUCCGUCAGUCAUCGACCCAACCCUCCAGCCACCACUGAGAGAUUGCAAUGUCACGUAGACGUGCCGCUACACUAGAGGAUCCUGUUGAGCAUGGGAGGAUGCGUGAACCACCACAUACAUGGUAUCCGAUUGGCAGCAACGUCAACUCAUCCUCCCAAGGCAAGACUAGAUCACUUUCAGAUGGCUCAUCAUCAGAAGUUGGCUCAUACAGAUGCAGAUGAUUCUAUGGAGAGGUGGUUCAUGCAAUCUCUUGGAAGAAAAUGGCAAGGAUGGAAAUGUGAAGCAAAAAAACAAGGAUACACGCCAUAUAAUAAUGAUGCAGAUAGAAUAGCUCAUAGGCAUAGUAGAGUUAUGGAGGAGCAGUGGCGGUGUCUGGUCUAUUAUUGGAAUGAUAGAGGUCUAUUAUUGGAAUGAUAGAGAUGUAAAGGUAUGCGAAACAGA